GUUAAAAUUGAAUUGAUUGGAGAAACUGCUACUCAACUAGCUCUGUGCUAUGUAGAAGUACAUGAAAAAGUCCGCUGCACACAACUGAUAUCUGGGGAUGUUUACAAUGUUGACAAUUCACAUAUAACAGCAUCUAGCACUUGGCCUAUAGAUUCAACACACUACUUAGGAACAAACAGAUCUAGAUUAGACACCACUGGAGAGAGUGAUCAUGAAACUCUCAAAGGAGGAAGCUGGACUGCAGCUGUCGAACACGAUAACCAGUGGAUACAGGCAGAAUUUAGUAAAGUUAUGACCGUGAGUGGAGUUGUCACUCAAGGAAGGUUUGAUGAAGACCAGUGGGUUGAAUCGUAUAAGUUCUUCUAUGGUGACACUGAAGAUAAAUUGGAAGAGUAUGAGGAGAUUCUACCUGGUAAUGAAGACCGAAACAGGCACGUUAUUAACUUGAUUGAACCACCUGUCAACGCCAGAUUUGUUCGCAUUAAUCCUCAGGCAUGGAAGGAUCAUGUAUCAUUGAGGUUUGAUGUAAUUGGUUGCAAUUCUUCGGAGUAUGAUAACUCUGCAGGGCCAAUCUUAACAGUUCAGUGUCCAGUGUUACCAGAGCCACCUAUUGGGCAUACGCGAAUCACUCAACUGGAUGGGUGGCACAAUGGUGCAAUAGUAAAGUAUGAAUGUUUGCCUGGAAACAUUUACUACUCGGGAGAAUUCACAAAGAAAUGUGUAGUUCCUUAUUUAGCGGACUCUGGUGAAUGGAUUGGCGAGGAUCUUAAAUGUAGAGGUUGUUGUGAUUUUGAGAAGAGCUCGGAUACAAUAAUCGGAUACAAUUUUAACGCACAAGGUCCGUUUGGAAAUGUCAAAGGGGAUGCUAUUUUAAAAAAACAUGGGGACUUUGUUGGACUGACUACAAUACGAGG
This is a messenger RNA of Owenia fusiformis, 914 nucleotides long. The record is from the annotation of a GenBank genome assembly. Lineage: Eukaryota; Metazoa; Annelida; Polychaeta; Sabellida; Oweniidae.